CCCGAGGAGAUUAGGGUGACACCCCAAGAGGGCAGCCAUUUUAGGAGGCACAGAUUCCUACGACACGGAUACUUCCAUUUCCGUUUAUUUGAACGCGAAGCAGCCGUUGAUCUGUAGCUGUUGCCCGGGCCGGAGAUAGUCAACUCUCCCUGGUGACUAACCUUCGACCCCCCUUAGCACAGAACCGAGCACCCCACGUCGAUCACGCACCGUGAUCUGAACCUAGCAUUCCCACUGUCCGUAGCAGUUCCAGAGCCAUGGAAAGCGUAAUCGGGCUGGUCAAUAGGCUACAACAGGUCUGUACAGCGCUAGGCGACCAUGGCGGCGGCGACGAGACGGAUUCAGCGCUCCCUACGCUGUGGGAGCAGCUCCCUUCCGUGGCUGUGGUGGGAGGCCAGUCGUCCGGUAAAUCCUCCGUGCUGGAAAGCAUCGUGGGGAAGGAUUUCCUGCCUCGAGGAUCCGGGAUUGUGACUCGGCGGCCGCUGGUGCUGCAGCUGCACAAGCAGGACGGUCCCGAGUACGCGGAAUUCAUGCACGCGCAGGGGAAGAAGAUCACGGAUUUCAACCUCGUCCGGAAGGAAAUCGCAGACGAGACGGACCGCAUAACGGGCAAGACCAAGGGCAUCUCGUCCGUGCCCAUCCACCUGAGCAUCUACUCGCCGAACGUGAUCGACUUGACGCUGGUGGAUCUGCCCGGGCUCACCAAGAUCGCGGUGGACGGGCAGCACGAGAGCAUCGUGGCGGAGAUCGAGUCCAUGGUGCGCAACUUCGUCGACAACCCCAACUGCAUCAUCCUCGCCAUCUCGCCCGCCAACCAGGACCUCGCCACGUCGGACGCCAUGAAGCUCGCCCGAGAGGUGGACCCGUCGGUCGGAAUGUGACCGCACAUGGGGUGUGUUGACGAAGCUGGAUCUCAUGGACAAAGGCACCAACGCCCUCGAUGUGCGUUCUCCUGCCGCGCCUCUUGCUCAAUGCUCACGCCCACCCACCUACUAUUCACUGGUCACACACACCACCUGUUGCGUACCUGGACCCCGGCCGCCUUGGCUCCCAACUCUGAUUCCGACCGUCAUGACUGAUUCACUGCUCCACACCUU
Molecule: messenger RNA, 1097 nt
Organism: Closterium sp. NIES-67
Lineage: Eukaryota; Viridiplantae; Streptophyta; Zygnematophyceae; Desmidiales; Closteriaceae
Source: the annotation of a GenBank genome assembly